UUAAGGGGCGGGGCGUCCACCGGGAAUACACGCCCCUCUCGUGCUUCGAUAUUCUAAAGUGAGCCGAGCUUCUGAGCAUCAGAACGAACCUCCAGUCCAGUGCCGUCCCCGAGAAACAUGGCGGCGCUGCAGCACGUCCUCCUUCAGCUCUGCGCGGUUCUCCUCAGCGUCCACAGGUGCUCUCUGGUGACUGUGACAAGCAGGACGCCCACGGUGCAAGUUGAGGAGCAUGGAGAGGCCGUCCUUUCCUGCGUGUACACGGUGGAGCGCGACCGGAACCCCCGGGUGGAGUGGAAGAAGAUUAACAAAGAGGACCCUUCCUUUGUCUACUUCGGAGGCGCUGUUGUGGGGGACUUCAGUGGCCGAGCAGAGAUGGAAGGAGCCAACAUUCGGAUCAAGCAGGUCACCAUGAAGGACUCGGGGCAGUACCGCUGCGAAGUGUCUGCCAAAGAUGACCGGAACCCCCUUGGAGAGGUGACAGUGACACUGUCAGUGCUGGUUCCUGCCAACAUUCCCUCGUGUGAAAUUCCCAGCACAGCACUGACGGGAUCAGUGGUGGAUCUGAAAUGUCGGGAGCAGCAUGGGACACCCCCUUCCAACUACAGCUGGUUCAAGGAUGGCGUUCUCCUUCCAGUCACUCCUCAACUGGACGCUCGCUUUGCCAACUCUUCUUACAUGCUGAACAGGCGCACUGGCACACUGCAGUUCAAGAGGGCCGCCAAGGGGGACACGGGCAACUACUACUGCGAGGCCUUCAACGGCGUGGGAGUCCCCCAGCGCUGCAACCCCAAGCACAUGCAGAUCGAUGACUUGAAUGUGCCUGGCAUCGUGGCAGCUGUGGUGGUGCUGGCCCUCAUCAUCUCCCUUUGUGGGUUAGGCGCAUACUUCGCCCAACGCAGCGGCUACUUUGGAAGAGGUCGCACUAGGAGAUCAUUUUGGAUUCCCCAAUACGAAGAUAUCAAUCAGAUCAACCAGCCAGCGCUGCACAAACCAAUGCAAAUAAAUGAAGCCAACCAGUACCGGGCUCCUCCACAAGAAUACACGCAGGACUUCAAACACACGCAGUCCUUCAUGCUUUAAAAGCAAAGAGGAGCAGCUGUGUGGUAACCUCCAUGAGGCGAUCCCAGAACCACCGCCUCACUUCUUCACUCGACUGGACCUGCAGUCCAAUGAGGAAUCUGAAUGGGAGCUCCCUGGCACUCAACAAGACCACCAUACCAGAUGGGCAGGAGGCCUGGCUAACAUCCAAGACUCUGUUAACCUUUUUUUUUUUUUUUUUUUUUUUUUUAAAUAUACUUCGUGUGAUACCCCCCCCAAAAAAAAAAAAAAAGGUCACUAUGUCAAGUUCAGGGCUUCCAAAGCUUCUGCAGCCCACUAUCUAGAGGUAGUUUAGCAGCCGCUUUCUGUUUUAACAAGGAAUCACUUUGGCUUCAUCAGUCCUAUUAGUUAAGAGAAAAACAUCAAGUUGGGUCUUGCAGGACCCCACCGUGCAAAUCUGCUACCACUCAUUGAGACACAACCAGCCCUGGUGGGCACCCCUCCACAUUCAGGGUAUGGAUAUCCUCACUCAGGCCAUCAUCCACUGUGCUGUGGCGUGUAAAACAAACACACUGAUCCAAAGGCUUUUUGGGGUUAAGACCCCCAGAUGAGGCGAGGGUGGUGGGAAGGGGCUACCAAAGACAAACAAAGUUGGCUCUCAAACCAAAGAUUUACUUUAGCAUUCAGUCUAAAUGCUGGUUUUGAUUUGCCUCUUUCAGUUUUACAAGAGGUCCUGAAUCCCCAAACACAAAUCCAUCAUACCAGACCUAAGAAUAUGGCAUUCUGGGUAUUGCAGAAGCGUUACCUUAACAACAAAAAAAAAAAAAAAUUCUGAUCUUUUGACAAGGUGUUCUGUUACGUGUGUUUUAAUUUAUCUUGCAGACGCUUAGCUUGGUUGAUCCUUUAAGUGCCUUUUGCAUCUUGUGUUGUACACAACUGGAAUUGUAUAUAACUUUGCACAGACCUGUAAAGGAGUGUGGAUGUAUUAAAAGUUUCUUUUUUAUU
This is a messenger RNA of Erpetoichthys calabaricus (reedfish), 2043 nucleotides long. RefSeq names its product junctional adhesion molecule B. Lineage: Eukaryota; Metazoa; Chordata; Cladistia; Polypteriformes; Polypteridae. The record is from RefSeq and is a predicted model, not a curated record. The transcript has 11 exons. Bases 118 to 1080 code for a protein of 320 amino acids. Gene Ontology annotation, biological process: leukocyte tethering or rolling. Gene Ontology annotation, cellular component: cell surface; tight junction; protein complex involved in cell adhesion.